CUCCGCUCCGUCAAAUCACAACGGGGGCGCCGCCGCCGCAGUCUGAGGUCUUCAACCCUCCGAGGGAACCCCUUAAACUGCUCAGAGUUCGGGCUUUUGUUCGGAUGAUACCGGAGUGGAGACGCUCGAACAACCCAAGCAUGACAAUUUGUGACGGUUUGCUACGUCUUGCCAUGUCGGCGUAGCGAGAAAAGUCCGGAAAAGUCUCCGCCGUCCGUAACAAUAAGCCGAGCUGUACAGAGCAAAGCCGUCGAGUAUUUCCCUAAUCUUUCGCUGUUAUUAUCGGUUUCAUUUUGAUUUUUUUUCGGGGAAUGUACCUUUUCCGAACCGGUCUGGACGUGUUGAGGUGUUUUUAAAGUCGGGAUAGCUCUACUUUGUUCUUAUUUGGACUUUGUUGCGUCGCCGCACCAUGUUGCCGAGCACGGCGCAGUACGCCAUGAAGAAACGGAAGAAGCCGGUGCAGAAAACGCCCAAGCCGCCUCCACCCGACGGCACCAAGUCCAACCCGUCCAAGCGCCACCGGGACCGCCUCAACGGGGAGCUGGACAAGCUCACCAGCCUGCUGCCGUUCCCGGAGGAGGUGCGGGCGCGGCUCGACAAGCUGUCGGUGCUGCGGCUCAGCGUCGGCUACCUCAAGGUCAAGAGCUUCUUUAACGCCGUUAUGAAAGCCGGCCCGAACGGCUCCAGCUGGAGCAGCGAGCAGGAGCGGCUGUUUGGAGGGAACGUCCAGAGCGCCGCGCCGCCGUCGCUCUCCGCCUCCUUCUCCACGGUGACCACCUCCAUCGACGGAGUCAGCUUCUCUGAGGGAGACCUGCUGCUGCAGGCGCUGAACGGCUUCGUGUUGGUGGUGACGGCUGAAGGUUACGUCUUCUACACGUCGCCCACCAUCCAGGACUUCCUGGGCUUCCACCAGUCGGACGUCGUCCAUCAGAGCGUGUUUGAGCUGAUCCACGCAGAUGACCGCGCGCUCUUCAGAAGCCAGCUUCACUUCUCCUUCGACCCCGACGCAGACGGAUCCGAGAGUCCCAGUGAGCAGAACAGCGCUGACAUCAGCACCAACGUGGUGGCCUACGACCUCCAGACCAUCCCUCCUGAGAACUCGUCCUUCCUGGAGAGAAACUUCUGCUGUCGUUUCCGCUGCCUCCUGGACAACUCGUCUGGCUUCCUGGCUCUGAACUUCCGCGGCCGGCUCAAGUUCCUCCACGGACAGAACCGGGUGUCUGAGAACGGGUCGCUGGUUUCACCUCAGCUGGCUCUGUUCGCUAUCGCAACGCCGCUGCAGCAGCCGUCCAUCCUGGAGAUCCGCACUAAGACGCUCAUCUUCCAGACCAAACACAAGCUGGACUUCACACCCAUCGGCAUCGAUGGCAGAGGGAAGAUCGUUCUGGGCUACAACGAGGUGGAGAUCAGCAUGAAGGGUUCAGGCUACAGCUUCAUCCACGCCGCCGACAUGAUGUACUGCGCCGACAAGCAUCUACGAAUGAUCAGAACCGGAGAAACUGGCUUCACCUACUUCAGACUGCUGGCCAAAGAUCGGCGCUGGGUCUGGGUCCAGGCCAACGCCCGGCUGCUCUAUAAGGACGGGCGGCCAGAGUUCAUCGUGGCGCGGCAGCGAGCGUUGACGAACGAGGAGGGGGAGGAGCAGCUGCGCCUGCGCCAGCUGCAGCUGCCCUUCAACUUCGCCACCGGCGAGGCGCAGCUGUACGAUCUGCCGCUGAGCCUGGAGAACCUGGACGUGCCGGACCUCUGCUCCGCGCCCAAACUCCGGAAGAUGGAGGGAGAACCCAGCAACUCCAACUCCCUGCUGGACUGCCUGCGGAGCCAGGGCCGCGCGGCCUACUGCAAGCACGAGAACCCCAACAGCAUCAGCUCGCUGAGCGAUGUGGUGUUCCAGGACACGCACGCCACCGUCAGCAUCCCCCAGGAGCUGCAGGCGGAGCCGGCGGCCGGCGUGCCGCUGCUGCGCAUGGACCCCACCAUCCAGGACAUGGUGGAGACGCUGGAGCAGCUGUUCGGCGAAGCGGACCUGAUCGAGGCGGUGGACGUCGGGCCGGAGGAGCUGCAGAGCUGGGAGAACUCUCUGAUGAACUUCACCGCCGGCAACCAGGUGUUCCAGGACGACAUGAACGACCUGCUGAGCAGCGACAUCCUGACCUACGUGGCAGAGCAGCUGCAGACCGAGGGCGGCCUGGACAAGAUCCAGAACCGCAACCCGGAGCUGGCCGGGCAGCAGGACUUCAGCUGGCCUGUCCAGAACCACAUCCAGAACCAGAUCCAGAACCAGAACCAGAUCCAGCCGCCGCUCUCUGGGUCAGCCAAGCUCAGCCACCUGGACUUCCCUCCCAUGACUUCUGCUGGGCUCAACGGCCUGCAGGUUCCGGUUCCGUCUUCCCUUCAGCUGGGCAGCUCCUCAAACAUGACCUUUAACCCUUCGUGUCGUCAGCACCAGGUUUUUAAAAGCAGCCCUACAGAGUUAACGGACCCGGACCAGAACCCAGUGUUUAUCUUUAAAGGCUCCCAGUGGGGCGAGUCCGGCCCAGCCCAGAACUUUGUAGAACCCUACGCCCCGAGUAUUUCAAGCGGUGCCGACAUUCAGCCGCCGCUGUCCGGGUUCCAGCCCAACCCCACCAUCCAUAACGCCUUCAGAACCCCCGAGCCCGACCUGUUCCCCAACCAGCUGGACUGCAUGUUCAGAACCGCCGCCGCGCCGCUGUCCAACGGCGUCCUUCACGGCCAGGCCAGAACCGACCCGGACUUCUUCCACAUGCCGGCCAAGGCCACCUGCUGCUACCAGGCGCUGCCUGCGGGCGGCGCUGUUGCGGCGGCGCUGCCAUCGCAUAAAGAGGCGGCGCUGACCUACCAGGUCAAGUCCAACGGCCAGACAAUUCAGCAACACUUUCUACACUUCAGUGACAACACACAGAUGGACAACCGUCCCAUCGUUGGGAACGGAGGAUUCCCCUUCACCUUGCUGCCCAACGGGAAAACCUGCCUGACAGAGAACAAAUAGGACCGCCGAGACGCCUGGACUCCAACCCGGACUGAAAAUCGGACUCAUCCGUGGAAAACCGUAAAGACUGGAGCGACUAACGAGGGUUAGACUGAAGAACGGGCGAAGGACAAGUUCAGCUUUGGUUCAGGUUUGGUGGUGUUGGUUCGAGAAGACAAUCAGGACUGGGGAAAUAUCUCCUCUUUUAUAGGACUUAUUAAGCAAUUUGGAGGAUUUUAUUGUAAUACUUCCUCAUAUAGGAAUCAGGAGUUUUCAAAUUAACCAUAAAAAAGGAAGAAAAAUGUUUUGAGUCAUUUUUCCUUCACAUUUAACGGUGAGAAGCAGCAGAAAGUCGUGUGGAGUGUUCAUAAAGCAUUAAAAACAUUUAUUUAAAACACUUUUUAUCGCACACAGGCAGUUUGAGGAGGUUGGAAGUGAAUUUAAGUAAAACGGGACAGAAUGUGAGCGGUUCGGUUCACCACUAGGGGGCAGCAGUUACAAACCUGAGUGAUUCUUAAUCUAAACGACUUCAGCGCCUAGAGGCCGGAGGUGGUAUUGCGCUCACACCCAUUUGUUGCUCAUUUUAUCCCCAUUUAAAAAAAAAGAAAACGACGAGAACACUGAACCAGCCGCGAGUUUUUCCCGCUGUCGUGUUCAGCGCACAAAUGUUCCGCUCCGACCCGAACGCCGAGCCGGGUCGACGGUCGCUGUUUGGUUGUUUGGUUGCUGUUCUAAUCUGUCUCCUUUGAGUUCAUUUCAACUGUCCUGCAGCGGGGAAGAUUUGCUUUGCAAGCAGACAGGGUAUAAUAUAAAACCAUGAACAUAAACGCACAGCAGAGUGACGUCAUCAUCCUACUACGAGCCUGGAAGUCGAGUCGAUUCAGUGAAAUCAGCUGCUUGUUUGUAUUUUUUAAAGCUUUGUCUCUGAGCCAGAUCUUUCUCUUCCUUUCAUUUUAGUUUAUUUUAUUUGUUUCUUCUGAUGUUUUGCUCUUUUCUUGUCAGGGGGUUAAAAUACAGACGGUGCCUUAAACUGAUGGAGCUUUAAAAAAAAAACAAAAAGGGAAAAUAUUUUAAAAUUGACCAAAUUUACUUUAUUAGUUUAAAGCCAAACUUUGAGAUUUGUUUCACUUUAAGGUGUUUGAUUUGCCAAAGUACAGAAACACUUAGGAUUAGAUUCCUGGAGCCACUUUAUGAAACUAAACAGGCACAAAUUAAAACUUUAGCACUUAAUUUUUAAAGAGUAACUCUCACUGCACUGUUUGCACUAGAUUUAAAGAUAAAAGUUUAUUUUAGUAAGGCUCACAUCCUCCUCUGUGUCUCCACAUCCUUAAACCCGUCCAGCAGCAAAACACAGAAGUAAGACAGUGUAAGGCAGCUAAUGUAUAUAUGAAAUAAGGAAAAUAAAUGGAAAAUCAUUCAUAGAUGCCUUUUAAUUGACCUAGUUUUAACAGUUCAGCCCAAACUGAGCCAACUUUAGUAGCGCUUCUUCCAGAAUAAGAAAAACGAAUCGUUUUCAUCAGAUUUUAGAGGAAACAGACUUGAAUGAAACCAAACUUUUGUAACCAAAGCCAUGUAAGAAGCUUUAGUCCUGAGGAUACCAAAGGGAAUGUAACGUAAUUAACAUUUUCCGUAACGUUCAUUUGUUUGUGGUUUAAACAUUUUUAACCACAAACACGCUCAGGUCUCACCGCGACGUUUAUCCGAUCUGCUCCAGGUUUCCUGUUGGUUUAAAUGUUUUGCACAAGUCAGACAUGGAACUCUGGGAAAUGUAGUUGUCCUGCAUUCAGCAGUUUUUACUGGAGAGCUUCUGGAAAUGAAUGAAACUCCCUGAACGUUUCCUCAUGGAGCCGAACGUCGGUGACGUCUGGAGCUCAGAUUCAGUUAGAAAUCCAAACCCAGCAUGAAGCGCUUCAUCCUCAGUCAGUGCCUUUGUUUCAUAAAGUAUUCUAUGUAUAGAGAUAUAAAUAUAUAUUGUUACUCGCUCUUACACUAUGAAAAGUCUUUAAUAUUUGACCUAUAUGCUUCAAACCUAAGGAAGCCUCCAUUAUGCAGUAUCUAUCUGUGUUUGUACAUACAUUCAUAUGUGUAAUCUGUCAUAUAUUCUGUAUUGUAAUAAUUAUUGCCUUUAUUUGACCUUCUGUUAUUUUGAAUAUUUUCUGCACAGCUCAUACGUAACCUUCUGCUCUCCUGUAUUUUUGUCUUUCUGCUUCGUUGUGUCUCAAUAUUUGACCUUUAAAUCUGUAUCUGAGUGUUUGAGUCAGACUGUAAAUCUCUGACAUAUUAAAGGUGAUCUGAUCACUGCA
Molecule: messenger RNA, 5292 nt
Organism: Xiphophorus couchianus (Monterrey platyfish)
Lineage: Eukaryota; Metazoa; Chordata; Actinopteri; Cyprinodontiformes; Poeciliidae
Gene: ahr2
Product: aryl hydrocarbon receptor 2
Exons: 11
Coding region: 410-3010 (866 amino acids)
Biological process (GO): response to xenobiotic stimulus; xenobiotic metabolic process; regulation of transcription by RNA polymerase II
Cellular component (GO): aryl hydrocarbon receptor complex; nucleus
Molecular function (GO): protein dimerization activity; transcription cis-regulatory region binding; nuclear receptor activity
Source: RefSeq, a predicted model, not a curated record